AUGGCGAACCCCACGCUGAGGUUGCUGGGAUUCAGGUGCGGCGCGGAGGUUCGCGGCCACGGUGGCGAAGUAAAUCUUCUUUCUGAGGCCACACCGUCUACCGGCGCGCCGCCGCCUGUCCACGCGUCGAUCUCGCCCGAGGUGGCCGCGGCGUGCGGGUCCACGACGCCCGCGUGCUUCGCGGCCGGCCACCACGUCGUCCCCGGCGUCGGGGACCACCGCAAGUGCCGGCCUCGGGGAAUCCUGGCGAUCGCGGGGGAGGGGUUGACUAGCCAAGACCUCGACGAGGAGUUGUCUCGCGCGUCCAUCCACUGGUUGUCCUCACCGUCGGGGGCGGUGGCCUGGACGUCCUCGACGAAAUGUGGCAACGAGGAGGCGUCGGUGAACUGGCUGGUGUCCCCGUGUAACACCCGGAUUUUAGGGGUCCAAAACCCGGGGUUAACAAUUUUAUGUAGGAUUUUUCUUAGUUCUUCCCUUCUCUUUUACUUUCUAUUUUCUAUUCCAAAUUCAGAAUUUGGGUGUUACACCCCGCACGACGAAGGCGGGGUGGACCUGCUCGAAGAUGAGAUCUUCGUGCCCAGAUGCUCCUCGGAGGACGCGUUCUGGCGCUUCUCUCCGGACUGCACUAGGCUGUUAGGCUUGCCGCUGCUCAGCGGUCUGCUGGAUUCCGGCACUCCGUCGUCAGAAAUGUCUGGGGCAACGCCGUCGUCAGGGUUUCUCCCAGUGCAGAAGACUCCAAGCAGUGGCAACAGCAUCAGUCCCUUCUCUCUUAUUGUCAAGCGAGCAUCGGAGUCUUCUGCCAGAUUUCGGACUUUGUGUGCCCAGCAGGGACUGGGCAGCAUCUACUGGUACGAUUCGGUGGCGGAUCCGACACCAAUCUCUGGUGAGUCAUGGCCUGAAAGUGUUAGCAAUUAUACACGGUCAGGGUUGACAAGGACAGGCAGUCGUCCCCUGAAGAUGAUGGAUCCAGUGAUGGAAUGUCUUGAGAUGAUGAGUUUGUCUCCAAGGCCUGGGGACGAUGACUAUGAUGGAACUGGCACACUGCCUGCACCAUUGCCUCAGCAUAGCUUCCAGUUUCCAGGGGAUCCAACGCCUCUGGAAUCCAUAGACUUGACCUCUUUUAAGAGGUCUCCUCGUGACAUAGAAUUGAAGGCAAAGGACACAAGUUUCCGAAAAUCAGUCAUGGCAGACACUCGUAUCUCUUGGCAGGAGGGGCUUGUCAGCAGAAUGUUUGAUAUGGGUGACUUGGAUUGCUGCAAAUGGCUAUCUGACGAUGAAGAUUCACCAGUGUUUUUGCACACUGACAAGGCUUUGGCUCUUGGUACCAAUUUUGAGCCAUGUAAUGGUUGUUGCCUACAUGAGGGUGGCGACCAACAGGAAGCAUGCGGCUUUGGCUCUGUUGAGCUCAGUUGCAUUGGAUCUUUCGGUUUCAUGUCCUAUGUAGCAAAGUUGGAAAAUACUUCUGAUUCUUACAUAUUUCACAAAGGAGGAUCCUUUAUUUCAAAUCCUGGUUCAGUGAAGUUGGAAACUAUUUCUGAUCUUUACAUAUUUCACAAAGGAGAGAAACCUGAGCAUGCAGAAGCGGAAGCAGAGGCAGCGUCGUUGGUCCACACAGGGGCCGUGUGCGUGCGCACGGCCACGGCCACGCAGGACAGCGCUGUCACUGUGGCGAGAGAGACUGAGAGCAGGCCAGAGCCGAGCCCCCAGGCAGACCGGGGAAAAGUGGCGGUGGGUGCCGGUGCCAGUGCCAGUGCCGGUGCCAGUGCCUGUGCCUGUGCGGUGGGGGCGCGCAGGCGCAGCGGGUGA
Zea mays is the source of this 1806-nucleotide messenger RNA. RefSeq lists its product as uncharacterized. Bases 1 to 1806 code for a protein of 601 amino acids. The record is from RefSeq and is a predicted model, not a curated record. Lineage: Eukaryota; Viridiplantae; Streptophyta; Magnoliopsida; Poales; Poaceae. The transcript is spliced from 6 exons.